Messenger RNA from Parasteatoda tepidariorum (common house spider), 1828 nucleotides. Lineage: Eukaryota; Metazoa; Arthropoda; Arachnida; Araneae; Theridiidae. The record is from RefSeq and is a predicted model, not a curated record.
AUGCCGAAUUGGACAAAAUUCCACUAUCAAAUUAGUAAAAAUCACCUAUAUGAAGAUUCUACAAUAAUUGAAGGACUUUUGCAAGAUAUGGCCACACAAAGAAUUAUUGCUGUAGAACAACACCCUGGUGGUACACAACUUAAAUUUAUUAUAUUUUUCGAAGAUGGAGGAAGAGCUCUUUUUAAACCGAUGAGAUAUCCUAGAGAUAAAGCAGUGCCUAUGAGAACGUUAUAUUUGAGUGAUCAUGAGCGACAUGUCAGUGAAAUUGCAGCCUUUCAUUUAGACAGGAUUUUGGGAUUUAGACGAGCACCACCUGUGGUAGGGAGAAGAAUCAACAUAGCGUCAGAACUUUUUCCAUUGAUUAAAAACUUGGAUCUCAUCAAUACAUUCUACAUAACAGCGGAGGGCAAGUAUUGUUUCUAUGGAAAGUGCCGAAUGUAUUGUGAUAAACGGUAUAGUUUCUGUGGAAACCCCGACAUCAUUGAAGGGAGUUUUGCAGCCUACUUACCUCCAGCUCCUUAUGAGUUGUUGGCUCAAAGACUUGUACAAAAUCCUUGGAAGAGGACUUACAUACCUGGCUUGAAAGCCGAAUGGGAAAAGAAUUCAAAUUAUUGUAACGAUGUUGUCAAGAAUUUGAAAUUAUUUCAAUCAACUAGGAGGUUGUAUGAUGUCAUAGAUUGCGCCAUUUUCGAUUUUCUUAUUGGCAAUGAAGAUAGGCAUGACUAUGAUGAAUUCACUGUUUUUGGCAAGGACAGCUCUCCUACAAUCAUUCAUCUGGAUAAUGGUCGUGGGUUUGCGCGUUCAUACCAUGAUGAGAAAAGUAUAAUUGCGCCAUUAACCCAGUGUUGCCAGAUACGUUUGUCUACCUUCAACAAACUGUACAGUUUUUUAAUCGGACCACGUUCACUAAGUGACCUGAUGAGAGGAAGUCUCUAUGGAGAUCCUGUAGCUCCAGUACUAACAGAACCUCACCUUCAUGCUCUAGACAGAAGAGUUAUUUCUCUUCUUCAAAUUAUUCAUCGAUGCAUAGAGAACUACUCAUCAUAUAUGGUUUUUCUGAAUGACAUUCCGGUGUAGAUAAAUUCUACUUUGCAACACAUUUGAACGUUUUAACUAUCCCUUAAAUAAUAGAGAGAGAUCCUAUAUAAACGACAACAAAAGGUGCUUGAGUUAUGUAUUUGGAACCGAAAUCCUACAUUGUGACUGUGAGAUAAUGUAUAAACUAAAGCAAAAAGUGUUUGAUUCAUGUAUUAGAACUGCAAUCGUCCAUUGCAACAAUGAGAUCCUGUAUAAACAAAGACAAAAUGUAUAUAAUCCAUCUAUUAAACCAGAGCUUGAGUUAUGUAUUGGAACUGUAUUCCUCCAUUGUGAUUGUGAGAUCAUGUAUAAACAGAAACGAAAUGUGUUUAAUCCAUGUAUUAAACCAGAAACCAGAGCUUGAGUUAUGUAUUGGAACCGAAAUCCCCCACUGUGAUUGUGAGAUCAUGUAUAAACAGAAACAAAAUGUGUUUAAUCCAUGUAUUAAAUCCAGAAACUAGAGCUUGAGUUAUGUACUGGAACCGAAAUCCUCCAGUGUGACUGUGAGAUAAUGUAUGAACUAAAACAAAAGGUUUUUGAAUCAUGCAUUCAAACCUAAAUGGUUCAUUACAUAUCAAAGGAAAAUAGUUGCCAAAAAAAUUGAAAAACUUCUAGUGAAUUCUAUGGUAUCUCGAAUCCUAAUGUGACUUUGAGAUUCUGUAUAUAUAAAAAAAAUAAAUGUUUAAUUCAUGUUUUAAAACAUAAAAUAUCCAUUGCAGCUGGAUGGUCUUGUAUAAACAAAAACAAAAGA